Molecule: messenger RNA, 1368 nt
Organism: Pyricularia grisea
Lineage: Eukaryota; Fungi; Ascomycota; Sordariomycetes; Magnaporthales; Pyriculariaceae
Exons: 3
Coding region: 1-1368 (455 amino acids)
Molecular function (GO): protein binding
Source: RefSeq, a predicted model, not a curated record
AUGUACCGCUCUUUUCUCCUCACCCUCCUCACCCUCCUCACCCUCGGAGCCUCAGCCAACAGUGCCACUUCCACCCACACCACCCUAGAAUGGCACAUAGCAGCCCGCCACCCAGACGGACAAUGCGGCCACACCCAGACCGGCAUGCCGGCCAUCCUCCAGAGCCAGCAGCCAGAGUGUCCACCUCCCAUCACCAAAGGCUUAGAAGAGGCCCUCGGCCCUCCAGACUGGGCACCCUGGACGCACGCGCCCUACUGCGAAGCCAACACGACGUACUGCGUCUUCACCAACGCCGCCUUCCAGCACGGCAGGGGCUUCAGCAUCGUCGCCACGCCCGAGGCGGUGGCGAGCGUGCAGAGGCUGCUCGAGUUUGCCUUUGCGGCGCCUGCGAGGUCCGCAGGGUCGCGUCGUAUGGAUGCCGGGCCGGGCGGCGGAACUACUACACUGAACAGGAGCAGUAGCAACACCAGCCACCACCGCCCCGAGGAUGAGAACCCCCUUCCCGCAUGGAAGGUUAGAAAGAUCCCCGGCAAGGGGUUGGGAAUGGUGGCGACGCGGCGCAUCCCCCGAGGCGAGACGUUUCUAGUCGACUACGCCGCGAUAGUGGCCAGCGUCGAGUUCCCCGGCAGAGUGAAUCGCGCACAAGGGGUUGAGCUGCUGAAUCGUGCCGUCGGCCAGCUUCCGGAACCCGGCAGGGUGCUCGGACUGGCGAGGUCGAGCACGCAGGGUGCUCCCGUGGUGGAGGACGUCAUGAGUACCAAUACGUUAUCUCUCAAGAUCGACGGAGAGGCGUACAUGGGCUUGUUUCCGACGGUGUCGAGGAUAAACCACGCCUGUGGUCCCAACUCCCAAGUUCAGUUCGACCCGGCAACCCUCUCGCAAAAGGUCUAUGCUUUUCAUGACAUUGAAGCCGGCGAAGAAAUCACCAUCAGCUACGCAGAAUUUGGCAUGACCUACCAAAAGCGCCAAUCGACCCUCCUGCGUCGCUGGGGCUUCAAGUGCAGCUGCGCGCUGUGCAGCGCACACCCGUCGGCCGUGGCCGCGUCCGACGCCCGCCGCACGCGCGCCGUCUCGGUUUGCGACGGGAUCCUGGCCGCCGUCGAGGCGGGGAGGCUACACGACGCCAUUGAUCUCGGAAAACAGCUCGUCGAGCUCAGCUCCCAGGAGAGGUUGGUGUCGAGCCUGGGGGACCACUACGAGGUCCUGGCCAGGCUUCACGUGAGCGUGGGGGAUCUGGAGGGCGCGGGCGGGUACGCGAGGCGGGCGCUGGAUGAGAUGAGGGUUUUUGGCGGGAGCGAGGCGUAUGGUUCGUUUGAUGAGCUGGAUUUGUUUGUGAAGAGCUUGGAGAUGAGGACGAGGCGGGGUUGA